This is a messenger RNA of Thunnus maccoyii (southern bluefin tuna), 1044 nucleotides long. RefSeq names its product microtubule-associated serine/threonine-protein kinase 3-like. The transcript has 4 exons. Gene Ontology annotation, biological process: peptidyl-serine phosphorylation; intracellular signal transduction. Gene Ontology annotation, molecular function: protein serine/threonine kinase activity; ATP binding. Lineage: Eukaryota; Metazoa; Chordata; Actinopteri; Scombriformes; Scombridae. The record is from RefSeq and is a predicted model, not a curated record. The coding region runs from base 265 to 738 and encodes 157 amino acids.
AUGCACUUAUUUGCCACAAUGAAUUCAUUAAACAAAUCUCUUAUAAACAUGAAUAGCAUGUAAAACAGUUUGUGCCCUUUCCUCCGUGUUGUCCUUGCGUAUAGUCUCCACCAGGGUUUGCUGUGUUCCAAUCGCUUUGAAAGAAGUACGAAUAUACAGUUUCCUCUCUGACACAGAGGGGAAAAAAUGGUUGGCUCAAGUCACUAGAAGCAGCCUGCUCUAGGCCAUUUGUGCCCUGAGGUUCAGUUUAGCUCCCACUACUUUAUGGAGCUACAAAAUAAAAUGGAGAAACUUCUCCAUGAGACCCCCUCAGCUUGCAGUCCUCCACUCAGGAAACCAGUAGAGAGCAACUUUGAAACAGUGAAGUGGGUCAGUGGUGGCUGCUUUGGGUCUGUAAACCUUGUGCAUCACAAGCUAAGCAGUCAAGCUUUUGCCAUGAGAGUCAUAAAAUGGCAGAACUUGACAAAUAAGAUUCAGAACCAGCAGGUGUUGGUGGAGCGAGAUGUCCUCGCCUUCGCUGAGAGCCCCUACAUCGUCUCAAUGUUUUGCUCUUUUAAGACACAGAUGGACCUCCGCAUUAUCAUAGAGUACAUAGCAGGUGGAUGUAUGUAUGAGGAUGUAUGUCACAGAGACCACCAUGGCUUUGGAGUAUAUCCACAGCUAUGGCAUCCUCCACAGGGACCUCAAACCCAGCAAAUGAGUCAUCAAUCUGUCCCAUCACAACAUUACAACAUCUAAUUGGCUGUUUCCUAAGCCAAGUCCUUUUUGUUACUUUGGCCUGUCAAGCUUGCUGUUCAGAUAACAGUUGCAGAUAAACCACUCAAGAUUUGUUGUAAUUUUUGAAACAGUAGAUCCUUUAUUUCGGACAGAUGUAGACAAAAGCAGCUUCUCAUUUUCUUAUCUGAAAUGACAACUGCUGCUGACCAAUCCAGUCACACGGCAAUUCGUGAAAUAGCCACAGAAUUUAACCUAUUGAUAUGUGUUGGAAGUAGGUUUUGUGCCUGCAGCACUUUUUUUUUCUGUCAGUCAGGACUCAGGAGCACA